AUGUUCAUGCGAACGACGAAUUUGAGACCCACGGAGGUUGACGAUCUUCACGACGUCUUUAGGACUGAGUCCAGAUUACGCAACGCGAGCUUCAGGGCCAAACGAAGGGCGCUGCGACAAGAACAGCAGCAAAACUUACAACAACUUGCAGGUGCGCGCGAAGGCCUGCGGGACGCCGCGGAAGCUCAAGGUAUGCAGCUGCGAGUAGUGGCAGAGGCACAAAUGAGGCAAUUCGCAGAUCAGCGAGCUGCCAUCCAAAUUGUGCACGAGCAACUGCAGCAGGUCGAGCGACAAUUGCUGAGCGAAGCAGGGCUUCAGCGGCAACAACAAGGCACGCUGGUAGCGCAUCUGGAAGCUCAAGGGCGCAACUCACGCAGUUCUAAGCACGGCUGCUUUCUGAUCGAGAAGCGCUCGCACUGCAACACGACCAGGCAAGAGCAGCGCUUGCAGAUGCGUCAACUCAGACCAAGCAAACGCGGUCGCGCGCGAAACCAUGCGCAGCACAACGCGGCAGACGUCGAGCGUCGAGUGCAUGAAGCGGAAGAGCAAGGGUACGCGACACUCGAAGCAGCGGCACGCGAAGCAAUGCCACGCGAUGUGACGAACCGCGCAGCCGCUUAA
Messenger RNA from Peronospora matthiolae, 621 nucleotides. NCBI's taxonomy places the organism in Eukaryota, Oomycota, Peronosporomycetes, Peronosporales, Peronosporaceae. The record is from the annotation of a GenBank genome assembly.